Coccidioides posadasii C735 delta SOWgp is the source of this 2436-nucleotide messenger RNA. It is a transcript of the gene NAM9, whose product is annotated as mitochondrial 37S ribosomal protein uS4m. NCBI's taxonomy places the organism in Eukaryota, Fungi, Ascomycota, Eurotiomycetes, Onygenales, Onygenaceae. The record is from RefSeq and is a predicted model, not a curated record. Gene Ontology annotation, cellular component: mitochondrial small ribosomal subunit. Gene Ontology annotation, biological process: ribosomal small subunit biogenesis. Gene Ontology annotation, molecular function: rRNA binding; structural constituent of ribosome.
GUUUUCCCUGCCAUUGCGACUGGACACGAUGCGGAACAGGUGCUCUCUUCGUCUUAAAUCGCCGAAAGUUCGGCAAUCAUGGAGCAAAUACAACCUCUACAACCUCCAGCGCCUGACUCCCCCCUACACGACCACUAAAACAUUCUUUCAGCAAAAAUGGGCCGCAAAAUCCCUUGCCCGUGCCUAUCACGGAGAACAAGUACGCGAGGGCCAGUGGGAGCGGAUGUUUGCACGCCGUCCGAGAUCCGUAGUUCCAAUGGAUGCGAGAUACCUAGCGAGAAACGACGGUUCGCUCGAGUCUGCCGGGCGAGGUUCCGGGCUAGAACAACCGCCAUCUAAAGGCGGCGAGGAGGGAAAAGUGUUUCGGAGGUCCCUUCCGCCGACGCCGUACAUGCAGAUGACUUUUGCACCGCUUGAACGAAGAUUGGACGUGGCUAUCUUCCGUGCCAUGUUCGCCAGCAGCACGAGACAGGCAAGACAAUUUGUUGUCCACGGGGCAGUUACAGUGAAUGGAAAAAAGAUGCAAUAUCCAGGAUAUUUACUCAACCCGGGCGACCUUUUCCAAGUUGACCCGGAGCGUGUUAUGUUUGCCACAGGUGCCCCAAAAGAUGCCAAAGAGAGACGCGCUGGCCGUAUCCGACGACGUCUAGGCCGCACCGCACAAGAACAGGACACCGAGAAGGCAGAAGACAAGAAGGAAACGAAACAAAAGGAAGAGACCAGUGAAUCCAAGGAAGAACCGGAAGAUCCUCGCAAGACGCUCAAACAACUUUUAUCGCAGGCCAAGGCGAUCAUGUCGAACAGCAAAGACAACAUUCCCGCCAAACGUAGACAAGAGAUACGCGGCUUCCAGCGCGCAGUCCGCCGAGUGCUUUCCCGCUCGAGUUCCAGUACCGUCUUAACUGAUAACCUCGAAGCACAGUUCCACGAACUCAAGGCCAUCCUAACCAAGGACGUUGAACUGGCUUCUGCCUCCGAAACAACCGAGAGCUCCGAAACUGCACGACCUCAACCUUCCGAAGAUGCCUCUUCCCCUGCUAACACGAAAUCUACCGACUCUGCAUCCAUGGAAAACCUAACCAAGGCCCUCAAAGAAGCAUCUCUCAACCCUUCUCAACUACUAGACGCCUCCACCUUCACGUCCCUCUCCAACACCGAUCUAGACGUCCUCAAAGAAGCCCUCAUCCAAAUCCACGAAAACCCCAUCGACAGCACAAAACCAUACGCCACUCCCUGGCGCCCACGCGACUACAUGAGCGCCUUCGCCUUUAUCCCGCGAUACCUGGAGGUGAAUCACAAGAUCUGUGCCGCUGUUUACGUCCGACAUCCCGUGGCCAGACCGGGAAUGGCCGAAGUUCCCACUCCAUUCAACGAGACGAUUGGAGGUGCAGCGUUCGCAUGGUACUUGAGAAGAAGAUGAAGAACGAAAAACAGCCAAGUACAUACAUAUGAGGAGUUAUGUUCUUUUAUAUAAUCAGUGUUUUGGGGGAGUUUUGGGAUUUUCACUUUCCGAGUAUGUAUGCGACAGCAGUGAAGAGCAAAGUUUUGAUUUUUCCCGCGGGAUUAAAUCUACCCGCCUUCAUGUACGCCCGUGUUUCUGAGCUGCUGGAUGUACUUUUAUAAAGGGCAUUUGUUAGACGAACUUCUGUAUUUGUACGAUAGUUGUAUAGAUACCUGGCUUUCCCAUCAACUUUCAAGUGCAUGCAUGCAAGAGCGUUUCGGCGACGUCGCCAAAGAUUUUAGAAAGACAUAAGAAAAAGGCCAAUCGCGUCGUGGUAUUUUAUGUAGCUCUUAAAUUACAAGCAAAAAAAAAAGAGAAAAUAAAACCAAAGGGAAGGGAAAUGAAAGUAUCCGGCAGUAGGUCAUACAGGGUUUGGGCCCAAAUAUAAAACAACGUUUUCAGCAAGAGAAGAGGGUGGGAAGGGAGGGAAAAAGCGAGAAAGUGUUCUAAUAGUAGAAAGUCUCUUCGACCGUACGUCCACGCAUCCAGAGAGGCUCGCUGCCGCGGACGUAGAUGUCCUCAAACAGAAUGCGAGAAUUGGCGUCUGGAACAGGCAUCUUCUCAGCCUCCGCGACCUCAGAGUCAACAAAGCUGCGGGUCUCCUUGUCGAUUGUCUUCAGCUCCUCUUCGGUCGUAACAUUCCAGUCCAGCAGCUUGUGCUUAAGUCCUGCGAUUGGAUCGUUGGUGCUACGCAUGCGCUGGAUCUCUUCACGGGUUCGGUACGUGGUGCCGGGAUCGGACAUGGAAUGACCACCGUAUCUGUAUGUGACGUAUUCGAAGACGAGGGGUCCGUGUCCAGCGAGAGUGUAUUCGCGGCCGUACUUGACGGCGGCCUUGAUGGCAAGGACGUCCAUUCCGUUGAUCUUCAAACCUGGGAUGUAUUGGCCACGUUUGUAAUAAUCGGUCAUGGCAGCAGCACGGUUAGCCGCGGUACC